Messenger RNA from Trichoderma atroviride IMI 206040, 1166 nucleotides. RefSeq lists its product as uncharacterized. Lineage: Eukaryota; Fungi; Ascomycota; Sordariomycetes; Hypocreales; Hypocreaceae. The record is from RefSeq and is a predicted model, not a curated record.
AUGGCGUGCGGGAGAAGUCGAGGAAGAUGUCGAGGCCAAAAGCGCAAACGAAGUCCGGUACAGCAGCCGUCAAAAGUCGGCUGGUCAGAUCUGCCUACAGAAUUGAGAGAGAUGAUAUUGGGGGCUUUAGAGGACUUGUUACAUGGUGGGAAAGCAGCCUCGUAUGCCUUGGUCUUCAAGGAAUGGAACCGAAUUCUUGAGCCUUACAUCUUCAAGCGCCUCAAGCUAUCGCUAGAUCGUAUGGAAAAGUUUAGGGAUAUUGUUACCGACCGACGUCGACUAUUCGUUCAGUUUAUAUGGUUCCGGUUCAAGAGGUGUCCCUGCUCUAGCAUGAGCACGAUAGACGUUGACUCCCGAAAUGACCACAUCAAAUUCGCAUACACAAUUUAUUGUUUAUUUCAGUGGCUUUCGGAAUGGGAAUUAAGACAAGUAGGCCAGCCAGGCAUUGUUUUAGAGCUGAGCGCCUUCUCGGGCUUUGAUACUCCCGAUUCCAUGAAAGAUACCGUACCAAAACAAUUACAAAAUGUUGACGUUACAGAGGAUAGCGAUACGCUAAAUGCCAUGUACGAAAAAUUGCCCGUCCGCCAAGUACGUGGAUUGCCCAGAGAAGAGGUAAUCCAUCGAAGGAUGUUGAGAAGCUUCUACGUUCCUGGUAAGGCUCCAGGCGUACUAGAAGCGCCAUUUCCUACGGUCAAAUUGAUCACAGACCUUACAGUACGUCGACAGAUGCACAGCAGCUUCUUUGGACGACACAUGGGACGUUUGGUCAAAGCACUACCCAGGCUUGAGUUCAUUACAUUCCAGCCAUCAAGCGAUGGUUUUCUGCAGGAGGGAUGGCACGGGUGGUCAGAAGACGAGAAUGCCCAACCUAUACAAGACAUUCUAAACGCGAUGCCAUCUUCGAUUAGGCGCCUGCAAGUGCUUGAAGAUGACGUGUCAUUAUAUAAUCGCAACAACAUACUACCAAGAAGAGGGCCCGACCGCCAUGAUCUGGGUCGACUGGCGGCAGACAUCAGCCAAGACAAGGAGCCAGAGGCGCUAGCAAUGUCCUUCAUCAUCGACGCCCUGGACUUUUUCACAGAUUUUGUGACACCCCAGAUAACUCGGCCUCCAGAUAAAAGCUCGGAUGGGCCAAACUUACUUCGCUCAUGUUGACUGCUUCCGUC